Molecule: messenger RNA, 198 nt
Organism: Microbotryum saponariae
Lineage: Eukaryota; Fungi; Basidiomycota; Microbotryomycetes; Microbotryales; Microbotryaceae
Source: the annotation of a GenBank genome assembly
AUGCAUAAGUUGAGAUCACUCGACAUCGCCCAUGUCACAGUCCGCGUCUGGACGAAUUUGUGCUCGCAUGUGGUCGUCAGCGCCGGGGACCCACAUCGCGCGUUCACCGAAGUCAGCUAUAAGAAGUGGUUUCAGUUGACGUUGAGAGAUCGGGACUUCCGGGAGCGACUUGGGCGCGAGACGGCCUGGCUAGUAUAA